This is a messenger RNA of Eurytemora carolleeae, 505 nucleotides long. RefSeq lists its product as uncharacterized. The record is from RefSeq and is a predicted model, not a curated record. Lineage: Eukaryota; Metazoa; Arthropoda; Copepoda; Calanoida; Temoridae.
AGAUUUUUGAAUGUUUUGAUAUUAACAGAUGGCAUCUGUAACCCUGUCGAAUAUUAAAGAACUCCUGGGAAUAACCCAAAAAAUAUUUCCGGAAAUCAGUCAUCUAAUACAGAUUAUACUGCCUUAUCCUGUUACAAGCUGCGGUGGGAGAGGAGUUUUAGCCUACUCCGUAGGGACCUGGAACAGGUUCUCUAUGAACCCUGACAGUUUGCUCAGUAAAACAAACCCACUCACUGCAGAGGAUGAGGAAAAAAGUAUUUUAUAUCAGCCUUCUGCUGAUGAGCUCUAAAAGUUCAGGAGAGCCUUCACUUUUUCUCAAGAAAAAAGUAACCCAAGGAGUUGGAUGUACAAGUAUUCAACAAACUACCAGUUUAAUGGAAUGCAAGAUGCUGUGCACCAUGGACUCAGUCUGUAAAGCCUUCAAUCAUGGAAAUGAGAAGUGUGAAUUGUGUCCUGAUGAAUUAUCAAAUGGAUAUAAGGAUAUAGGGCUGAACACUGAUGGAAU